CACCCGGGGGAGCGGCCGGCGAGCGGGAUCUCAGGGCGCAGGCGGGGCUUGCAGGUUGGGGAGUGUUCAGACCGCCCUCCCGCGGCCACACGCACUGCCAGGCGGAAGAUUGAGCAACGCGGAGGCACCGAGCUGCUGCUGCUGCGCACCCGGGUUUCUGGUCGGUGACAUCGGAGACCAGCACCAGCCAUCGCCCCAGGGCGCGUGAGCCACCAUGCCUGCGCUGAAAGUCUGCAUCGUUGGGUCUGGGAACUGGGGGUCUGCUAUUGCAAAAAUUAUUGGCAAAAAUAUCCAGAAGUCUAACAGGUUUGAUCCUGUUGUGAAGAUGUGGGUGUUUGAAGAAAUCAUAAAUGGGAGGAAACUCACAGAGAUCAUAAACAAAGAGCAUGAAAAUGUGAAGUAUCUUCCAGGACAUACGUUACCUAAAAAUGUGGUGGCUGUAGCAGAUGUGGUGGAAGCAUCGGCUGGGGCAGAUAUUUUCAUCUUUGUUAUACCCCAUCAAUUCAUUACACGAAUUUGUGACCAGAUUAUUGGUCACAUAAAACCUGGAGCAUUCGGCAUUUCACUGAUCAAGGGGGUUGAUGAGGGUGCCGAAGGCUUGAAGCUCAUAUCAGACAUCAUUCGAGAGAAACUGAAGAUAGAAGUCAGCGUGCUCAUGGGGGCCAAUAUAGCCAGUGAAGUGGCUGAUGAGAAGUUCUGUGAAACCACCAUUGGGUGCAAAAAUGAAAAGCAUGGGCAGAUCUUUAAAGAAUUAAUGCAGACCCCAAAUUUCAGGAUUACCGUGGUGGAUGACUGUGAUACAGUGGAGAUCUGCGGAGCCUUAAAAAACAUAGUAGCAGUAGGAGCUGGAUUCUGCGAUGGAUUGGACUUUGGCGAUAAUACUAAAGCAGCAGUCAUUCGUUUGGGCCUCAUGGAAAUGGUAGCCUUUGCAAAGCUGUUCUGCAGGGGUCCAGUAUCAAUAGCUACUUUUCUGGAGAGCUGCGGCGUUGCUGAUCUAAUCACUACAUGCUACGGGGGGCGCAACAGGAAAGUAGCGGAAGCCUUUGUGCGGACAGGAAAAUCAAUUGAGGAGCUGGAAAAAGAGAUGCUGAAUGGACAAAAGCUACAGGGUCCUCAGACUUCAGCUGAAGUCUAUAAGAUGCUGAAACAGAAAAACAUGGUUGAUAAGUUUCCAUUGUUCUCAACUGUCUACCAGAUCUGCUAUGAGGGUAGGUUGGUCCAGGAAUUCAUCUCUUGUCUACAGAAUCAUCCACAACACAUGUAAGAAUUUCAUGUGGCUCAUCUGGAUGUGCAUUCAUCUCUUCUGGGCUUCUCUCGACUUGGUAGUAAAUAAAAGCAGCCAAAUAAGUCAUGUGGCACAUAACUCUUCUUGUAAAGGCAACGUAGAAAUUUUUUUUUGUACAGUCAGCCUGAAUAUUUCAAUAUUAUCUCCAAGGAAGUAGGAUGGAUACAGGAUUGAAUAACCUUAAUAUGGGUUUGACUUUGGUUGGUCUUUUCAGAAUCAACCCUAGGAGAAUUCUUUUCUUUCCUGUUGAUUAUAAGUAAGGCUAAAGAGUUUGUCACAAAUGUUUUUAGUAAAAGUCACGGACAGGUCAUGGGCAAGACAGAGAAAUUUUCUUCACGGAAGCCAUAACCUGUCCAUGACUUUUACUCAAAAUAUCCCUGACAAAAUGGGGAUCUGCGGAUCCCCGCACUAUGGGGCAGCGAUGCAGGGGCAAGGAGCCGCCUGCAGCAGUUGGUGGUUGUGGGGUACCCCUACCACCUGCAGCUCCUGGCGUCUCCCAGGUGCCAGGAGCUUGGGGUCCCCACUGCAGCCCGGGGCUGCCCGCUACCUGCGGUGUCUGGGAGCUUGGGGGUUCCCCUUGGCCUGCAGCGGCUGGGAGCUUGGGGUUCCCCUGCCACCCCUGGCCUGAAGCUGGGUAGGGGUUUCCCUCACCCCCCAGCACCUGGAAGCUGCAGGGGUUACCCCGCCAGCUGGGGUGGCAGAGAGCUUGGGGCUCCCCUGCCACUGCAUGCCAGGAGCUCCGGUUCUCCUGCUGCAACGCCCACAGAAGCUGGGAGGUCGGGGUUUUUCCUGCCACCGCCAGCAGGGAGCUCGUUCCCCAGCCCGCAGUUUGGGGGUUUCCUUGCGGCCCAUGGUGGCUGGGAACUCCGGGGGCCAGUGGGUGGUGUGGACUCUGCAGCUCCCAACCAUCGCAGGCUGAAGUCAUGGAUUCCGUGACUAAAUCGGAGCCUUAAUUAUAAGCAGUCCCCAUACUCAUCGGCCCCCCACCCGCAUAAAAUCUAAUUCUCGUGCAUCUUAUCACUUUGCCCACUAAUAUUUCUCAUACAGAAACAGUGCAAAGAUGCAUGUAAUUUGGAGAAAAACCACUUGGAAAAUAAAUCAAAAUUAGUUAACUUUUCCUUAAGAAAAGACUACUUCAGUAUUGUCAAGUGGACAAACGUGGGCUUAUACAGUUCCCCUAAAAUACAAUUCCAUUUCAAAAGCAAGGUGUCAAUACAAUUUCUUACUCAAUUUGAUUUCCUAAUAGAAAGCUUGUGGGAAAGGGUAAUUGUUACUCUACUCAUAUGACUGACUGUUCAGUAGACACAAACAGAGCAGUUUAAUAUAAUGAAAAUCUUACCUCUGAAGCUUCCAAGUGUCCUGGUGAGGGAUUUUCAUUAAUUUCUUUUCUUAAAGUACAAGGAUUUUGGAGAAACUAAAUAACACUGCAAAAUGCAUCUGUUUAGCGUCAGUAUUUCUCAACAAUUGAUGACUAAUGAUAAUUACUAGGCAAGAUAGUAAAAUGUAUCUAAGAUUGAUAAUUAGGGUCCAAGCUUCACCCUGAUGUAUACCAUGUGCAAUGUUGUUGAUUUCAAUGGGGUUACAAGUUUGCAAAGAGGGGUAGAAUUUGGCCAGUGAAGUUAAAGCCCUUGAUGUUUCACUGCUACACACGCACAAAAUAAUUGCUAUAAACGCACAGACUUCCUAUAUGAUUACAUUGGUGAAUGAAUCUGCUGCAUUUUAACUCUAGGUAGGAGGCCCCAUUAGAGGCCAGUGCAACUUCAUGCAUCAUCCAGUAGACACUGCACUGCAGCCAUAGCCCUGCUCCUCCUAGAGAUUAAGCUAGCCAUUUCCAUCAUGCAUUCUACACUCAAAAAGAUCUACAUCACUUCUGAAUCUUAGUGACACCCAUGCUGACUCAUGCACCAAUGUUUUAAUUUUGCUACAGUUGGCAGCCAGAUUUCAAGGCUGUAAUUUAACUUUUUGAACACUGUUUUAUAACUAUUUGGGUAACUUUGCAUACUUGAUGUUUUCCAGGGUUAAAAGCCAUCUAUGAAUGAAUUGUGGUACUUUUUUAUAUUCCAACCUUCUGAAAAACACAUGUACAUUAAGAAAGGAUGUAACCUACUUUUUGCACAAAAUUGCCUCUAUUUCGCUGUCAUGCGAGGGCAUAAGUUAGUGUUUUAUAAAUUCUCUAUACAAAGACUGAAAGUAAAGGUUUUUACAUUAGAUUUUUUUCUUCCACAUUUAACAAGAACCCUGUUACAUCCUUGACAUUGAUUUGUUCAGAUUAAAAAUAUAGAACCAUGGGGAA
Molecule: messenger RNA, 3578 nt
Organism: Terrapene triunguis (Three-toed box turtle)
Lineage: Eukaryota; Metazoa; Chordata; Testudines; Emydidae
Product: glycerol-3-phosphate dehydrogenase [NAD(+)], cytoplasmic-like
Exons: 8
Coding region: 215-1264 (349 amino acids)
Biological process (GO): glycerol-3-phosphate catabolic process; carbohydrate metabolic process
Cellular component (GO): cytosol; glycerol-3-phosphate dehydrogenase (FAD) complex
Molecular function (GO): NAD binding; glycerol-3-phosphate dehydrogenase [NAD(P)+] activity; protein homodimerization activity
Source: RefSeq, a predicted model, not a curated record